Messenger RNA from Arachis ipaensis, 2128 nucleotides. RefSeq names its product zinc finger CCCH domain-containing protein 48. The record is from RefSeq and is a predicted model, not a curated record. Gene Ontology annotation, molecular function: protein binding; metal ion binding. NCBI's taxonomy places the organism in Eukaryota, Viridiplantae, Streptophyta, Magnoliopsida, Fabales, Fabaceae.
AGGGUAGCUUCGUAACUCCACAUUCUCGUAAACCUAACGCUUCUUGUCUUCUACAACGUCGUUUCGUAGCAUAUUUCGCCUGAACUGAUCUCCAUGCCCGACUCUCUCCUCUUUCCUCUCUUGAAUCGCUAAAUUAGGGUUUUUCUGAUCCAAAGUCUUGAACCCUAAUCUCAAUAAUUAGGGUUUUUCCACGACGAAGUUUAAGUCCUACUGUCACCCUUGAUGAUCACGCAAGACCUCUCUGCUCGUCUUCCAACCUUGCACCUUCAAGCUCGCCCAACUUCAAACUUUUGUGCGUGGUCGAUUUGGGAUCCCGAUUCAACAAGUUCUGACAUUUUUUCUGCUAAUUGCAGCUAAAGCUACAGUUUUUCAGCCUCUAUCUUGCGAUACCCUCCCAAUUUCGACACCGCAAAUUCGCAAAACAUCAGAAACCAUCCAGUGUCUGUGCUUUGGAUCCAUGGACCUUGAUGGGGGCAACAAGCGCGUGUACCAACGAUUAGGUGGACCCUCAGGGGACUCGAAGCAUCAGAAAGUGUGCUAUCACUGGCAAGCUGGCAAGUGCAAUCGUCACCCAUGCCCUUUUCUUCAUAGCGAGUUGCCAACUCCCAAUGUUAAUGGUACCUCUUCGAAGAGGCCUCAUGGUUCUGCUGACAAUUCCGGAUUUUCGGGACAUCGCCGGAACCCUCACUUCAACAACACAUGGGGUCGCGGUGGUGGUCGUGGUGGCGGUCGCGGUGCCAGUGGUGGAGUUGUUGGUGGUGACAUGAGUGUAGUUAGGAAGGCUGAUAAAGUUUGUAAUUAUUGGAUUCAGGGGAAUUGUAAUUUUGGUGAGAGGUGUAAGUUCCUUCACUCUUGGAAUACAGGGGAUGGGUUUUCUAUGUUGACACAGCUUGAAGGCCAUCAGAAGGUUGUUAGUGGAAUUGCCUUUCCUUCUGGCUCGGAUAAGCUUUAUACUGGAAGUACUGAUGAGUCUGUAAGGGUUUGGGACUGCCAGUCUGGAAAGUGUGUAGCUGUGAUCAAUCUUGGUGGUGAAGUAGGUUGCAUGAUCAGUGAAGGUCCUUGGGUUUUUGUAGGCAUACCUAAUUUUGUGAAGGUCUGGAACACACAAAAUUCAAUGGAACUAAGUCUAAAUGGUCCUGUUGGACAAGUUUAUGCACUUGUUGUGAAUAAUGAUAUGCUCUUUGCUGGUACACAGGAUGGAUCUAUAUUGGUAUGGAAGUUCAAUGUAGUUGCUAACUGCUUUGAGCCAGCUGCAUCACUUAAGGGUCACACGCGUGGUGUUGUUUCAUUAGUUGUUGGAGCUAAUAGACUCUACUCUGGUUCAAUGGACAAUACAAUAAGAGUCUGGAAUCUUGAAAAUUUGGAGUGUUUACAGACACUAACAGACCACACGUCUGUCGUGAUGUCUGUUCUCUGUUGGGAGCAGUUCCUUUUGUCUUGUUCAUUGGACAAAACAGUAAAGGUGUGGUAUGCUACUGAAAGUGGAAACUUGGAAGUGACAUAUACUCACAACGAAGAGCAUGGAAUAGUUACUCUCUGUGGAAUGCACGAUGCACAUGGCAAGCCCAUUUUGUUGUGCUCUUGCAAUGAUAAUACUGUGCGCCUCUAUGACCUGCCAUCAUUUGCAGAGAGAGGCAAGAUAUUUACAAAACAAGAGGUACGGGCAAUUCAGGCAGGGCCUAAUGGCUUAUUCUUCACUGGUGAUGGAACUGGUCAAGUCAAAGUGUGGAAUUGGACACCGGAGCCAAUACCUACCAUUCAAUAAAAUGGAUACUUUCCGUAAUUUGUUAUAGUAGUUUUUUGUGGUGUACCUUUUUGUAAUUUUUUUCAAAUGCAAGAAGGGAAUUCAAUAUUAAGGUUGGUACGCGGAGGAUUUGAGAGAGAGAGAGAGAGGAGAAGAGGGCAGAGGGGUGUAUUUGUAAUUUAAGUUUGCGGAAGGUAAUAGUCUGUCUUCUAGAGUUUUGAGCUGUGGUUUUGGUGUUGAGUUUGUAACCUUGGCACAAAGGCUGUGCUCAAGUAGGAGUCCCUAUUAAGUUCUCAAUAUUUUGUGAAAUUACAAUACAGAUUAAACAUUUGUUACCUUUUCUCCUGCUGGUCCUAUGUAUGUAUCACAAAUAAAUUUUGGUUA